UCACCUGCUCAAGCACAGGAACGGACGCCUAACCUGAACAAAGGACUCCGAGAUUAGACACACCACGCACUCUAUUCUGGACUGUAUUUUACUUCAGCAAAGACUGAAUCAUGUGUUCUGGAAAUUUCGCCAAAUGCCUGGGGAUAACCCUCCUCCCUCUGGCCAUCAUCUGUGUCAUCUGCAACAUUAUGCUGUUUUUCCCUGGCGGUACAGUAGCCCAAGAGAGUACCGACAUCACGGAUGAAGUCUUUUACUUUGGAGGCAUCCUGGGAUCUGGUGUGCUGAUGAUUUUCCCUGCGCUGGUUUUCCUGGGUUUGAAGAACAACGACUGCUGCGGCUGCUGUGGGAAUGAGAGCUGCGGAAAACGUUUUGCGAUGUUCAGCUCCAUUCUGUUCGCCGCGGCCGGAGCUGUGGGCGCCGCUUACUCCGUUAUCGUGUCUUGUGUGGCCAUUAACCACGGGCCCAAGUGCUUCACUACCCAACUCAACGGGACUGUCGGAGCAACUAACGCCACUUACCCAUUUGUCGACGGAAACUACCUGUCCAACAGAACGCUGUGGAGUGAAUGUACAGGUCCGGGCGAUAUCGUCACGUGGCAUCUGACCCUGUUCUCGAUCCUGCUGAUCACUGGUCUGGUUCAGAUCGGUCUGUGUGCCUUCCAGGUGAUCAACGGGCUCAUCGGCACCAUCUGUGGAGACUGCUGCGGCUGCUGCGGGAGCUCCUAAACCACUCGGAAUGGACUUGGCUCAAUAACUCUUCAGGACUAAUCACACAUCCAUAUCUGUACUUCUCAACAGUUUUCACCUCAUGAUGUGUAUUUAUACUGUUCAGGUGGAUAUUGUUUUCGUUUGCUGUAUCUGCCUGAUGGCUGAUGGCUUAUGAGGGUGACAUACAGUAUAUAGUUAUAUAUAGAUUUAUUUGAUAUAGGAUAUAUACUGUAUUGAUACAUAUUAUAAAGAAUACUGGAUAUUUAUUCAAACUGUAAGAGAAUGUUAUUUUCAUACAAGUAUUUAGUCUUUUUUUUUCAUGAUGGAUGAAGGGACCGUGCAAAUAUAUGGAAUAUUUGAUAAAAGAUAACAAUUUUUUUUUUUUUAUUUUAUCUCAGGAAAUUGGUUGAAAUGUAUUGCUAUAUUAGUAAAAGAAUAUUUGACACUUAAUAAACUCUUUAAAAAGCA
This is a messenger RNA of Carassius carassius (crucian carp), 1175 nucleotides long. It is a transcript of the gene tm4sf4, whose product is annotated as transmembrane 4 L six family member 4. Bases 111 to 725 code for a protein of 204 amino acids. The transcript is spliced from 5 exons. The record is from RefSeq and is a predicted model, not a curated record. Gene Ontology annotation, cellular component: membrane. Lineage: Eukaryota; Metazoa; Chordata; Actinopteri; Cypriniformes; Cyprinidae.